UUUCAUGAUUCACACAAGCUGAAGCUGUACUGCAGCUGCUGAGGCUUUAGUAUGAACCAAUUGCACAGCGAGGCAGAAAUACUAGAACUAAUCUAGUUCAGAUGGAUCUAGUCAUUCAGCUGGUCUAGUGCAGGCUUUAACACAACUAGGUAGUAGAAGCUACACUUGAGGAUCUCUGUGAUGCUGGAUUGCACUAACUGUGUCGUUCUGUGGCAAAGGAUCCAGAGAUGAAGAUCUGAAUAAAUUCAUAACAUUUUAACAUGUUAUGCUAUGCUGAAGCAGGACUAACUCACCACAAAUGUAGAAAUGCUUAAUCAGCAUCGCACGAAUACUGUCCACCUACAGACAGACAAAUUGGUGACAUCAUAGAGGUCUGCUUGAAACAAGAAUAUUUUAUAUAAAUACACUUCUAGAGGCAAAGUUUGGUCAAGAUGUUCUCUGCUCUGAAGAAGCUGGUUGGCUCUGAGCCGACUGCUCAGGUAAAGGACAAGAACAUCCCAGCUGGUCUGCAGUCCAUGAACCAGAGUCUGCAGAGAAGGUUUGCUAAAGGGGUCCAGUACAACAUGAAGAUAGUAAUUCGGGGAGAUAGAAACACUGGAAAGAGCACUCUGUGGCAUCGGCUUCAGGGUAAGAAGUUCCAGGAAGAGUACAUUCCCACUCAGGAGAUCCAGGCUACUAGUAUCCACUGGAAUUACAAAACUACUGAUGAUGUGGUAAAGGUGGAGGUGUGGGAUGUGGUGGAUAAAGGCCAAAAAAUCCCCCUUCCUGAAGGUGUAGGCAAGGGGAAAAAGAGAUGUGAUACAUUGAAGUUGGAGAAUGAAUCUCAAGAGCAGGCAGAGAGUGAAUUGGCCUUGGAUGCUGAGUUUGUGGAUGUGUACAAGAACUGCAAUGGUGUGGUCAUGAUGUUUGAUAUCACCAAGCAGUGGACUUAUAAUUAUAUUCUACGGGAGCUGCCUAAGGUACCCACUCAUGUACCAGUUUGUGUGCUUGGUAAUUAUCGGGACAUGGGGGAGCACAGAGUUGUUUUGCCUGAUGACAUCCGUGACUUUAUUGCUGGCCUUAACAGACCUCUGGGCUCCUCUUACAUCCAUUAUGCAGAAUCUUCCAUGAAGAACGGUUUUGGUUUGAAAUAUUUGCACCGAUUUUUCAACAUUCCAUUCUUGCAACUUCAGAGAGAGACCCUGUUACGGCAACUGGAAACCAAUCAGUUGGACAUCGAUGCCACGCUAGAGGAGCUAACUGUUCAGCAGGAGACAGAGGACCAGAACUAUGAUAUUUUCCUAGAAAUGAAUGACCCUCGUAGUAAAGGCUACAAUUCUCCCGGCCCCGCUAACGGACAGAGCCCGUCAUCUGGCUCACAUUCUCCAGUCGUCCCUCAAAGCGGAUGCUCCACCAGCAGCUCUAGCCCCUGUAGCCCCCAGCAGCCUCCCAUCCCCUCCCAGACCCUGAAGUCUCCAUCCCCCUCUCCAUCUCCACCUCCUCCCCCUCUCUCCUCUGCUCAAGCUCUUGCUACCUCUCCCUCCCCUUCCCCUGCUCACCCUGGCCCUGCGGUCUCCACUCCAACCUCUGCUUCUCAACCUCAGAAACGCAGCUUCAUCUCCAGGCUGUUCGGCUCAGCUCCAACCAAGGAACCUUCAGCAGUCACUCAGGAGCCAGAUCCGGUAUCUUCAGCGGCUCCUCCUACAGUACAGAGUGUGGAUGAUUUUGUGCCAGACGAGGGACUGGACAAAAGCUUCCUGGACGAAAGUCUUCCUUCUAACACAAGAUCCACUAUGAAUACCCAGCCCUCUGCCUCAGGCAUUGCAGAUAGUGACAGUGAUGGUGAAGGAAAAGAAGGGAACCCCAUGGUCGCAGGGUUCCAGGAUGAUUUGGACCCAGAUGAUGCAAUACUUGAACCAAGAGCAUCUGUUCCCAGUAAACACUUGGAUAUCACACUCUCCAGUGAUGAGGAGGGUCCAAAACUUGUGGUAGCCCAGGAUGAAGAUCUGGACCUUGAACCUCACAAAGACCUGGUGGCUAUGGAUUCAUUAUCGUUGGAGGACAAACCAAAACCCACAAACACAGAGCCCUUGAUCCAGGCCCAAGAAAGUGUCAGCAGUAAAAAGAUAGAAAGUUCAAUGCUUACCCCCACUUCAGUACACGCUACUCAACCAUCGCAGUCAUCAUCGCAUCCAGGAGGCCUGGCAGAGCCCCAAGCCCAGCUUGAAAAAAAGAAAGAGGGAUCAGCUCAGGCUGAGUCCUCUGACACAGACCCAGAUGUGCCUGUGGCCAAACAGAUGCUGUCGUUUGUCAUGGACGACCCUGACUUUGAGAGUGAGGAAGAACUCAUGAAGAAAGUGAUCAAGGACUCUUUUCCAGCCAGAGACGAUCUUCCUGAUCUGUCAGAUGAUGACAUCACCACAGUGAAGAUUCCUGAGCCUUUGAAACCUACUGUACUCCCCUUAAAAAGCAAGUAUGAUGGUGACCUCUUUGGCCUAGGCAUCGAGGAGAAGUCGAUCAAAAGUAAAGACAGCAGCGAUGACCAAGAUGAAAAAGAAAGCAAGCAUACCAAGGAAAAGAAGAAAAAGAAAAAGAAGAGUAAAGAGGAUGAGGACAAAAGCAGCAAGAAGAAGCACAAACACAAGAAAAAGGAAAGAGAUGAGGCAGGAGGAACUGGAGAUGACAAGGAGAAAAAAAAGAGAAAAUCACGUAGCAAGAAAGCAGAUGAUCUUGAAGCUUUUCUGGCUGGUGAAGAUGGCUCAGUACAAAGAGAGGAGGGUGACUACGAGGAGCUGUAACACUCAGCUGUACACUGUUUGCUCUGUUAAUGUGCAUUGGUACUGCAAGCAUUUACAGGCAUUUACCAUUUAAAAGAGCUCUCUGUCAAAACCAAGAAAAAUAUGCUUUCCUUGGCACCCCAGUGUAUAACUCUUGUGAUCUGACUGGUUGAAUGAUUUUCUGACAGAUCAAGAAAUGCUGCACACUGGUUAUCCAUUAGCCGCAAACGCAACUCAGUUCACCUUACCUGCGGAGGUUGGGAGGGCUAGGGUUGUCUGCACUCCUUGGGCUCAAACUGCAAUAAGUGGAGAAGCCAUGCAAAACUGUUACAUCUUGCAUGUUAUACCUUUUAAUUUUCAGAUAUUAAUGAAACAUUUUCACUUUAUCAUAACCUUGUAUUUCUUAAUGUUUACAUGCUCACUUUUAUAUGUUUUCUAUAUUUCUGUCAUGUUUGGAAUAUAUUCCAGAAGUGAACCACUACUGCUCCAAGACAAUGUUUUUCAUUGGUUAUGUUGGUUUAUUAGUUGCCUUGUGUAUGUGAAUGAAUUGGUAUUUAUGCUCAGUAGAUGUUCUGAGAGCUUGGCUUUGUGUAGUUUUCCUGUGUGUGUAGUGUUUGAAAUGAAUAUACUGUAUUUCAUGGUAGGGUUGUUUGAUUCCCAAAAUAUAUUUAGAACAAAUUUUUUUUUUAGCAAUGUAUCGGUUGAGUCAAUUUUGGUCAAUGAAUAGUGCAAAUUUAGGCAUUUUCUCAAAAUAGGGGAGUAGUUACUGCAACAGACAUUUCCCUCAUACGGCUACGCACUCUUUGAAUCAGGAAAUGCCUUAAAGGAGACUAUGCUCAAAAUUCAACACCAGACUUGAAAAUAGAUCAAGUAGGCUAACAAUGAUUGUGUUUUUUGAAAAAUUAGGAAAUGUACCUACUGUGUCAGUACCAUUUCAAACCAUUCUGGCGCCUUAGGCGAGAUCCAUAUUGGCACCCCCAUCGUGGUAUGGCAGAGGCCUCUUCUUUGGUGCCCUCCCAGCAGGUGGCGCCCUAGGCGACCGCCUAGUUCGCCUAUGCCUAGAAAUGGCCCUGUACUGUGUAAUUAUGCAACAUUUUUUUUACUUUUACUACUGUCUGUAAUUAUAGUAUUUUUGAUUAUUGCAUUUCAUCUGUUUUUGUUUGCUUUGUUUUAUGAUAAUAGUAAUUUCAAGAAAGCACUUAUGUCAU
This is a messenger RNA of Myxocyprinus asiaticus (Chinese sucker), 3964 nucleotides long. RefSeq names its product rab-like protein 6. The record is from RefSeq and is a predicted model, not a curated record. Lineage: Eukaryota; Metazoa; Chordata; Actinopteri; Cypriniformes; Catostomidae. The transcript is spliced from 17 exons. The coding region runs from base 432 to 2777 and encodes 781 amino acids. Gene Ontology annotation, molecular function: GTP binding. Gene Ontology annotation, cellular component: nucleus; cytosol.